AUGGCAAAAGCUUCGGAUGAGACAACAAAGUCAACGUCGGACCUGGGUGUCAAUUUCAGUCACCGUGAAUCUCAGCACCGUGCUGUCGAAGUUCCCUCCGGAGAAAUCAAAAAUCCAUUAGCCGGGAUACCCAAGCUACAGCUCCAACAAGAUGUGCACCAUUUCGCCGAAUUGUAUGAGAUGAGAGGCGAGUCCUCUUUGCUCUUCAAAGGGGCGUUGGUUUCUCAGAGACCUGGGGACUACGAAGACAUCGAGGAGCUCAACGAGGCCGAUCGAGACGCUUUGCGGAACGAAUCUACCCAUCGAUGGAAACAUCCUACGGCUCUUUACUUCACUAUCUUCAUGAACUCCAUUGGCGCCAUGAUUCAAGGAUGGGACCAAACAGGUUCUAACGGUGCCAACCUGUCUUUCCCUCAGGCUUUCGGAAUAUCAGACAAAGGUCCUGAGUGCCUUGCUGCCGGUACUUGCGACAGAAACUCUUGGAUCAUAGGCGCUAUCAACAGUGCGCCAUACAUGGCUAUCUGUCUUUUACGCGGGGCCAUCUUCGUGGGCGCAAUAUUCGGUGUUAUUGGGCCACUCGGACAAGCCUUUUGCCAGAGCUGGCCGCAGAUCCUGGCAUGCAGAAUCCUUUUGGGCAUCGGCAUGGGCCUGAAAGAAGUCACUGUGCCGGUCUUUUCCGCUGAGAACGCACCCGCCAAUAUUCGUGGCGCCUUGGUCAUGUCGUGGCAGCUGUUUGUUGCAUUCGGAAUCAUGCUUGGGUUCAGCGCCAACCUGGCAGUCGCCAACACCGGUGAUAUUGCGUGGCGCCUGCAACUUGGCUCAGCAAUGAUCCCAGCUGUACCUCUCCUAUUCGGCAUCUACUUCACUCCAGAAUCUCCAAGAUGGUUGCUGAAGAAGAAAAAGUGCAAACAGGCUUAUGAGUCGCUUAAGAGGCUCCGUGGAUCGAGUUUUCUCGCGGCUCGCGACCUGUAUUACAUUCACAGCCAGCUGCAAGAGGAGGAAAACAUGAUUGCGGAGAAAGGCUUUGAUAAGGGCAAUUUCUUCACUAGGUGUGUCGAGCUCUUCACGAUUCCACGCAAUCGUCGUGCUACUCAGGCAUCGGGCAUUAUCAUGGCGGCGCAGCAGUUCUGCGGUAGUGAGUACUACCCCUUGGGAUCGAACCGGAUGAAUCGAUUGACACUAAAAUCUUCUUCUACCCUAGUCAACAUCAUGUCUUUCUACUCUUCAACCAUUUUUGAGAACGCCGGGGCAAGUAGCCAGACCGCACUCCUAGCUUCAUGGGGUUUCGGCAUGGCCAUGUUCAUCUUUGCCAUCCCAGCUCUGUGGACCAUCGAUACUUGGGGUCGAAGGACCCUACUUCUUGCAACAUUCCCAAACAUGGCUAUUACUCUCUUAGCAGCUGGAAUGGCGUUCUACAUUCCUGCGUCUAGUCCGGCUCAUCUAGGUGUCAUUGCCACGUUCACUUACAUCUUCGCUGCCUUCUACGGCCCAGGGGAAGGGCCAUGUGCCUUCGUAUACUCAGCAGAAGUUUUCCCUCUAUCUCACCGCGAAGUGGGCAUGUCAUGGGCCGUGGCGACCAACAACUUCUGGGCUGUCAUUGUGGCGCUCACCUGGCCACCCAUGAUGCGAGGCUUAGGACCCCAAGGCUCCUUCGGCUUGUUUGCUGUUACCAACAUAAUCUGCUUCGUAGCCAUCUUCUUGUUCAUGCCGGAGACAAAGCAGCGAUCCUUGGAAGAGCUUGACGAUGUGUUCUCCGUAUCGACUCGACGUCACGCAUCCUAUCAACUAAAGGAGGUACUUCCGUGGUGGACCAAGAGGUACAUUCUUCGACAGAGGAACGUUAUGGAGCCGAAGUUGUACCAGUUCGAGAUGGAGGAGAAUGUGGAGGCUGCAUCAGGACGUUAG
Colletotrichum chrysophilum is the source of this 1905-nucleotide messenger RNA. RefSeq lists its product as uncharacterized. The transcript has 4 exons. Gene Ontology annotation, cellular component: membrane. Lineage: Eukaryota; Fungi; Ascomycota; Sordariomycetes; Glomerellales; Glomerellaceae. The coding region runs from base 1 to 1905 and encodes 634 amino acids. Gene Ontology annotation, molecular function: myo-inositol:proton symporter activity. Gene Ontology annotation, biological process: transmembrane transport. The record is from RefSeq and is a predicted model, not a curated record.